AUGACUGUUGAUGGCACAACUUUCAGCAACUUGGGUUGGAGGAGCAUAUAUCAAUGGCACAGCCGAAGCGCUCUACAACGGGGGCCUGCUGGGUUGCCAAGCGCCGAUCGGCUACGCUCUUUCUCUGGUUAUGGGCGGUUUGUUAUUCGCAAAGAAGAUGCGAGAAGAGGGCUACGUUACGAUGCUCGAUCCCUUUCAACUCAGAAACUAAUAAAAAGAUUACAGAUUAAAUAUGGUCAGCGUGUGGGAGGACUUAUGUUCCUGCCGGCUCUACUUGGUGAGGUGUUCUGGAGUGCAGCGAUUCUGUCGGCUCUAGGAGCAACGCUGUCAGUAAUUCUUCAAAUCGAUAUGAAUAUAUCUGUGGUGAUUUCCGCAUUGAUCGCCAUCUUCUACACUUUUACCGGAGGUCUCUACGCUGUUGCUUACACUGACGUCGUGCAGCUGUUCUGUAUUUUUGUCGGUCUGUGGGUUUGCGUUCCGGCUGCGUUGCUGUCGGAAGCGACAAGGGAUAUCAGUCGCAACGCUGGCGAUUGGAUAGGACUCGGAGCGGUAUCGGCGGCUGUGAUGUCUUCCGCUGACUCCUCAGUGCUGUCAGCAGCCUCCAUGUUUGCACACAACAUCUGGAAAUUGACCAUCAGACCUCACGCAUCAGAACGCGAGGUGAUUCUUGUGAUGCGUUUCGCCAUCAUCGCAGUUGGUGUGAUGGCUACCGUUAUGGCGCUAACAAUUCAGAGCAUCUACGGUCUAUGGUAUCUGUGUGCCGAUCUCGUCUACGUCAUCCUAUUUCCACAAUUACUUUGUGUUGUCUACGUGAAGAGUAGCAAUACGUAUGGAUCACUGGCUGGCUACGGUGUCGGCCUAAUUCUCCGAUUAUCCGGUGGAGAACCCCUUGUCGGCCUUCCGGCACUGGUCCACUAUCCAAUGUAUACCGAUGGAAUUCAGUAUUUCCCCUUCAAGACGAUGGCAAUGAUGUCGUCAUUAAUCUGCAUUCUUGGCGUGUCGCGUCUUAGUGAGCACUUGUUCACGACGGGUCAGAUAUCACCGGAGUGGGAUGUUCUGGGUUGUGUCGUUGUGCCAUCAGAGAGAAUUCCGCUCCCGUCGGACGUCUCGUUUAAUGUUAGCAGCGAUACUCUUGCGAUGAACAAGGCGAACGGUAACGGUGCGCACAACGCAGUAUUCACUGAGUCGUCCUUGCUUCAUCCUCAGUUUGCAGACCAAAAUUACUUAUCAACUAAUUCCCACUAG
Molecule: messenger RNA, 1245 nt
Organism: Ostertagia ostertagi
Lineage: Eukaryota; Metazoa; Nematoda; Chromadorea; Rhabditida; Trichostrongylidae
Source: the annotation of a GenBank genome assembly